AUGACAGAAAAACCGCCGGAUGAGGGCGUGCAACGAACCGAAUUUCUCAAGGAUGCCAUUCGCAAGGUGGAUAAUUCCCAACUCGAUUUCUUUGUCAAGCAUAAGGAGCAGAUAAUGUCUACUGAAGUUCAGGGCACGGCCUCGACACUGUUUAGAAAAAGAUUGCAAAAACUGGGUGUCUGGUGUGAAAAACUGGCCAAGGAGGUUGAGGAGCGACAAAAGCGCAUCGAGGCAGAACGUUUGGCUCGAGAAGAGGCGAUGAGGCAGCGAGAGGAGAUUGACUUUGAAUUGGACAUGAGACCUGCCUCACCGAAGACCAAGAGUGCGUUGUACAAUGGCGUCUCACAUGAUUUUGAGGGCAGGCACCACUACCUGAAACUUCGCAAUAAAUUGUCACCGGAAGUGAAGUAUCCGGUCAAAGAAACCACCGCCUGGGACCUCGGAUGGCGCCUCUCGGACACUAUAAAACCAGAGGAUAUAAAAAGCUCACCCUUCAAUCGCAUUUCAAUCGUUGAGAACUCGUUUUUCACCAACUCCGGAAUUCCUUUUGAGACCGAAUAUCGACCCACGCCCCGAGUUUGGUACAAGUGA
Messenger RNA from Dibothriocephalus latus, 591 nucleotides. NCBI's taxonomy places the organism in Eukaryota, Metazoa, Platyhelminthes, Cestoda, Diphyllobothriidea, Diphyllobothriidae. The record is from the annotation of a GenBank genome assembly.